AUGCUUAAGUUUAUAAAAUUAUUCAUACCUUUACUACUAAACUCUCUAUUUGCAAUAUUGAGCAUCAUUUAUUUAUAAUUAAAGGGUUAAUAAUCAUACUUCUUACUUUCUGAAGUAGUUUGUUUAAUCUUAGGAGCAACUUUAAAUAUUAUAGCUUAAAUUUAAACUAAAAAACAUCAAAUAUGUAUAUGUUUAUAUUCAUUUAUUUAGAACAAGAUUAUUCACCAGUAUUCUUUAUAUUUUUAUUAUUGAUUUUAUUUUCUAGUUUAUUAUUAUUAGAUUAUAAAUAAUUAUCACAAAAUAUAUUAAGCUUAUUAAUAGGUGGGAUGUUAAUACUAUAAAAAUUGAAAUAAACAAAUUAAUAACAUAAUAUUAAAAUUAAGAUGACCAAAGCACUUCUAUAAUCUGUAACAUUAUUAUUCAUUCUUAUACUUGUUAUGACAUCAUAGAAAUAAACUCACUAUCAUAUUGAAGAAUUAACUAUAAUAUCUAUAUUAAUAAUUGUAUUUUUAGUUUUUUAACUUUAACCAAAGAAAUUAGAUAAAAAAUCUUAAAAUAAAAUGAUUUCACUUACCUAAAAUUCAACUAUUUAAUAAAUUAAUUCAUAUCACUUAUGGGAGAAAUUCUUAGAAAAGUCAAUUUUUGUAGUUUCCUCUAAUAAUACUGAUAUAGUAAUUGAAAAAAUAAGUGUAUAUUUAGAAUAGUAUUUAAAAGAUAAACAUUAUAAUAUUGAAGAUUUCUUAAAAAAUAUUUAAAUUAUUGAAAUCUCUUUUGAGAAUGAAAAUAUCAUAUUAAAUAAAAUGAUUGAAGUUAAAUAAUCUUUAUAUUAGUAUAUUAAAGAAAUAUUAAAUAAUAAUAAUGAAAAAUCAAAAAAUAAUAAUCCUAAAAAUUGGAAAUAAUAAAAUUAAUUUUAAGAAGAUUAAUCAUCUAAAUUAAUGUCUCCAAAUGAGUCUAGAUCUCAAUUAUCAAUUAUAUACAAAUAAGACUCUUACUCUUAGAAAAAAUGUAGUCUAGAUAAUGGAAAUAAUGCAUUAGAUUAAGUAAAUUGUGAAAAUUAUUUAGAGUACAAUUGAAAAAGAAUUAUUUAAUAGAUCAGCUAAAGAUUUAAGUUUAAUUUUUAAUAAUUAACUUUAAUAAACAUAUUCUCCCUAAAUCUAAAAUAAAGUCAAAUUAUUAGGAAUAUUUAAAUAUGAUAAAUAAAAUUAUAAAAAAAUCACAUUUAAUAACUAAAAUUAAGCUCUAAUUUUUGAAUUUGAGGAAGAAUCUAUUGAAUAAUUAAAAUAGAAAUUAAAUGAUAUAUAAAAUUAAUAUAAACUAAUUGUUACAAAGAUAUAAUGUUAAAGAAUUACAUUAAUGUUAUAAGAAUUAAAAGUUAAAUUAAAUUAAAUAAUAAAUUAAAAUAUGGAUUUAAAACUAUUAAGAUAAUUACAAUCAUAAAUAUACUUAAUAAAUUUAUGUAAUAAUAAUUUUUGGUAUUUUUUAACAGAUAAUUUUAAAGAAAGAAAACCAUCUUAAUUAAAUUUGAAUAUCUUUCUUAAUUAAAUUAUAAGUAAAUUAAAUUAAGAUACAGUAAUUAUUGAGAAGAAUAUAAGAAUAAGUAUUAAUGAUGAUGAAUUAUUAAUGAAUGAACCUGUAAUUACACAUCCUUAAUAUCUUCGAUUAGUAAUUAUUAAUCUCAUAUAUAAUUCAAUUAAAGAAUGUUCAAAAACAACAGAUUCUUCUUAUUCAAUUUAUAUAAAUUUAAAAUAAAUAAAUAAAGAAGAUAUUUAAUUUGAAAUUAUUGAUGAUGCUGGAGGAUUUGCUGAUAAAUUAGAUUAUUCAAGUAAUAUAAUUAUUUAUUAUAUAAGGAGUUCUAAUGGGUAAAUUAGGUAUCUUUGUGUGUCAGAAAUUGUUACCAUAUAUAUCAGAACAUCCAAUAUUAAAGUUUAAAACUAUUGAUUAAGGUGGAAUAAGAAAAGGGAAUUUAGUUUCCUUUUAAAUAUCUAAACAUGUAAAUGAAAUUAAUAACAAUUCAAAUAAAUACUCUACAUAAAGCAUUAUAAAAUAGGAUAUCUAAAAUGUAGCUAAAAUAUUAUAAUCAUAUUGA
Paramecium pentaurelia is the source of this 2086-nucleotide messenger RNA. NCBI's taxonomy places the organism in Eukaryota, Ciliophora, Oligohymenophorea, Peniculida, Parameciidae. The record is from the annotation of a GenBank genome assembly.